Messenger RNA from Closterium sp. NIES-65, 1932 nucleotides. The record is from the annotation of a GenBank genome assembly. Lineage: Eukaryota; Viridiplantae; Streptophyta; Zygnematophyceae; Desmidiales; Closteriaceae.
AUGCUUCUUCUCCCCGUAGUCCACACUCGGUCCCCUUCCGUCCCACACACGCACUCCCCUCCAUCGCUCACGCUGCCUCGCGAGACAGAGCACGCUCCCUCCCCUCUCGUCUCCUUCGCUUACCUCGGCCCACGCGCACUCCCUUCCGUUGGCCACGCUCAAGACCUUCCCGUCGCCCACGCUCACUCCCCUCCGUCGCCCACGCCCACUCCCUCUCGUCGCGUUCACUCCUCCCCGUCGCGCACGCUCUUUCCCCAUCCGUCGCCCACGCUCACUGCCCGUACGUCGCACGCUCUCACUCCCUUCCAUCGCCCACGCUCACUGCUCGUACGUCGUACACUCUCACUCCCUUCCAUCGCCCACACUCACCUCCCUCCCGUCGCCUUCGCUCAUUCCCCUCCGUAUCCCACGCUCACUCCCCUUCCGCCGCCCACGCUCGCUCCCUCCAAGUCGCGUUCGGCCCCAUCCGUCGCCCACCCUCACUCCAGUGCCGUCACACACGCACGCACCCUCCCCUCGACCGAGAAAGCAUUCUCCGCUUCCGUCGCAUACGCGUUCAUCUCCCCAUCCCUCAUCUCCCCAUCCCUCACCUCCCCAUCCCUCAUCUCCCCAUCCCUCACCUCCCCAUCCCUCAUCUCCCCAUCCCUCAUCUCCCCGUCCCUCAUCUCCCCAUUCCUCACCUCCCCAUCCCUCUCCUCCCCAUCCCACACCUCCCCAUCCCGCAUCUCCCCAUUCCGCCUCCCCCCAUUCCGCCUCCCCCCAUUCCGCCUCAACCCAUUCCGCCUCCCCCCAUUCCGCCUCACCCCAUUCCGCCUCACCCCAUUCCGCCCCACCCCAUUCUCCGCUUCUGUCGCAUACGCGUUCAUCUCCCCGUCCCUCACCUCCCCAUCCCUCACCUCCCCAUCCCUCACCUCCCCGUCCCUCACCUCCCCGUCUCUCAUCUUCCUCCCCAUCCCACACCUCCCCAUCCCUCAUCUCCCCGUCCCACGUCUCCCCGUCCCUCACCUCCCCAUGCAUACCCACCCCGUGCCUCAUUUCCUCAUCUCCUCAUCUCCUCAUCCCCGUCCCUCCCCAACAAUCGUGCAGUGCACCACCAUCCCUCACAUCCCCACCCCUCACAUCCCCAUCCCUCAUCUCCCCAUCUCUCACCUCCCCAUCCCUCACCUCCCCAUCUCUCCUCUCCCCAUCCCUCCUCUUACCAUCCCUCUUCUCCCCAUCUCUCCACUCCCCAUUCCUCCUCUCCCCAUCCCUCCUCUCCCCAUCCCUCCUCUCCCCAUACCUCCUCUUACCAUCCCACCUCUCCCCAUCCCUCCUCUCCCCAUCCGUCCUUUCCCCAUCCCUCCUCUUACCAUCCCUCCUUUCCCCAUCCGAACCUCUCCUCUUCCCUCCUUUCCCCAUCCGAACCUCUCCCCAUCCGUCCUUUCCCCAUCCGAUCCCCUCCCCCUCUCCUCCAUGUGUUUCCCACACCUUCCUUGGCCUUGCGGCACCUCCUCAUCCAGUGUGCACCGCCAUCUGCUUGAAGCUCUGUGGGCGGAUGGUGGCGGGCAGAGUCGCGCAGCAGAGGCCUACGUUGUGCUGCAGGGGUCCCUUUCCCCGGUCCUUCCAACCUCUCUUCCUCCCUUCAUCACUCCCUCUCUUCCUGCAUUACUCCCUUCAGCCCUCCCUCCCAUCCUUCGUUUUCUGGAUGAAUUCCCAUCCAUUUCUCCUCCUUGCAUCCAUUCUUCUAUCCUUCCCUUCCUCUGUUCCUCCCUUCAUCCAUCCAUCCUUCCAUCCGUCCUUCCCGUCGUCUGUUCCUCCCUUCCUCCUUGCAUCCUUUCCUGUUUGCGGCGCGCUUCACCUCCCCCUCCCCUCCCCCGAUCGCUCUGCGCGGCCUCAUUGCAGGGACUCCUCGCAGGGAAAGAAGGGGAAAGGGAGGAGAGUGAGGCGGAGUAG